This is a messenger RNA of Varanus komodoensis (Komodo dragon), 1510 nucleotides long. RefSeq names its product glycoprotein Ib platelet subunit beta (gene GP1BB). The coding region runs from base 473 to 1093 and encodes 206 amino acids. The record is from RefSeq and is a predicted model, not a curated record. The transcript has 5 exons. NCBI's taxonomy places the organism in Eukaryota, Metazoa, Chordata, Lepidosauria, Squamata, Varanidae.
GUCUUUCAGAUGUCCUCAAUUCCAGGGCAUGCCCCGAAACCUCCCCCUGAAUCCAUUUCCUCUUGGAGGUCCUGUGAACUUACAGAGCAAGUGAGGGAUUUGCAGGCUGCCCAGUAUUAAGCAUGUUUUCUUGGAAGUAAAUCCAGCUGAGUGCAUUCAUGCUUCCUUGCAGACAGUGCCGCAAAUAUAACUUCUCUGUGGGCUGCGCUGGGGAGCCCCUUCAUCAGCUGGAAGGGCCCUCUGCCCCGCACCUUAUCUUUCCGGCACAUGCAGGCAUUCGGUGGAGAUUGCCGAGCGGUGCAUUUGUGUCUUGUGCAGCCAGCUAGCAACACUUCGGCUCUCAUUCCCGGAGAGGAGCUAUCCUGAACUGGACCUCCCUCGUCUGGGCCAGGGCAAGAGGCAGGCAGAUUGCAGUGGCAAAGAAGAGGGCAAUCCCAGCAGCCCUUGCAGUGGGUACUUGUCAGAGCUGAAGAUGUGUUUUCUGCGGGCCUUCCUCCUCCUCCUCCUCCUCCUCCUCGGCUGCCCUCCUCUGGCCACCGCCACCUGCCCUCAUUGGUGCAGCUGUACUGAUGAUAUCAUUGACUGCAAAGGGCUCGGCCUCAGUGAGGAUGACCUUCCCACCUCCCUUGCCUCGUCAACGAGGAGGCUCUACCUUAACAACAACCAGCUCACCUUCAUCCCCAGUGGCUUCUUCGACCGUCUGAAGAACCUCCACACUGUCUCCCUGUGGGGCAACCCCUGGGAUUGCACCUGCAACAUCCUUUACCUGCGCUCUUGGCUCCAGUGGCAGCAGAAUCGAACCAUGUACAGAAACAUCGUUUGCACCUCCCCGGCCCACCUUGAAGGAAGAAUCGUUACCUAUUUGUUGGAGGAUGAGAUUCUUUCCACGUGCCAGUACUGGUACUGUAGCAUGGCACUCAUCAUGCAGAUCUGCCUGUUCCUCUUCAUCCUUGUGCAAGCGAUUCUGCUUUUCGUCGUCCUCGUCUAUGUCCGCAGGUUCCAGAGGAUAGCCAAGGAAGCCAGGAGGACAACGGCUGAGAUCUCGGAGUAUGUGGGCUCGUGGAGGGCUGCGGACAUGGAGCAAGAUGACUGAAGGAGGGGGCGGCUGUCUUAGGGGCUAAAAGAUCAGCCGGGGGGGGGGGGGACUGGCGACACCCCGACCUUCCUUUCCGCUUUGUUCUGGAGCAGAAGUGGGGAACUCAAGGGUUGAACUGGACUUUGCAAGAGUCCUCAGAGGCUGCAGUCCGGUGGGGUUAAGGUGAGCAUGGGAAACAGCAUGGGACCUCCCUGGGCACCCACCCCAUUUCCCACAGUGCCCCAAAGCAACAUGAUGGGGAAUGCAUGCUUCCAAGUGGGACUUUGGGAUUCUUGCUCACCAGAUUGCCUUGCUGUUUGAAUUUGUAGCCAUGUGUUCCUCAUUCUUUACUUUCUCACACCUUUUGUAACUACUGUAUUUUGCAACUACUGAUGGAGCACGGCCUUUCUAAAUAAAUUCCACAAUCGGUUUCCA